AUGGCUUUCCUGCAGCAGCUGCGGGACCCGGCCUGUACAGCUAUAGGGGAGGUAGGCAUCGACCUGACCUCCAAUUGUAGCUGUGCGGGCCAGUGCCCCAAACCUGCAGAAUGCCGGCAACAGGUCACCAGGGAUCAGGUCACCACCUUGACCACUGUCCUGCAAGGGGCUGUGGUUGAGGGUGGUGGCCGACCGGUGAUUAUUCACUGCAAAGAUGGGGGCAGUGGCCGGGCAGCGCAGGAGGCCCUCGGAUGUUUCCGAAGGGUGCCAGGGGCCUCCACGCUGGCGGUGCAUUGGCACUGUUUCACUGGGUCUGUGGAGGAUAUUGAGGCUUGGCGGCAGCUGCUUCCGAACCUCCAUAUCGGGGUGACGGUUCUAUCCCUAAGAGCCCCCUCCACGCGACUGGCCCUGGGAGGCAUUGACCCUAGCAGAUUACUGCUGAAGCGGAUGCCCCCUACUUGGUGCCUACGGGAGCCGGGGUUGGAAUCAACAGCCCCUGGCUCCUAA
Molecule: messenger RNA, 507 nt
Organism: Mizuhopecten yessoensis (Yesso scallop)
Lineage: Eukaryota; Metazoa; Mollusca; Bivalvia; Pectinida; Pectinidae
Product: putative deoxyribonuclease TATDN2
Exons: 1
Coding region: 1-507 (168 amino acids)
Molecular function (GO): hydrolase activity, acting on ester bonds
Source: RefSeq, a predicted model, not a curated record